CCUUUUCCUUUCUCGUCGCCGCCAUUUUGGGCCUGCUGGAAACGGGACUUCUAAGGCGACGCCAUGACAGGCAGCAACACAGUCACUCCCGGGGGCAAGCCCAACAGGACCAGAGUCAUCUGGGGGAAGGUGACCCGGGCCCACGGAAACAGCGGCAUGGUGCGAGCCAAAUUCCGCUCUAACCUGCCCGCCAAAGCCAUUGGACACCGGAUCCGAGUGAUGCUGUAUCCAUCCAGAGUCUAAAUGUAGGCCGCAAAUAAAACAGAAAGUCUUAUUUCACUUUUUGUAUACU
Molecule: messenger RNA, 292 nt
Organism: Protobothrops mucrosquamatus (brown spotted pit viper)
Lineage: Eukaryota; Metazoa; Chordata; Lepidosauria; Squamata; Viperidae
Product: 60S ribosomal protein L35a
Biological process (GO): cytoplasmic translation; ribosomal large subunit biogenesis
Cellular component (GO): cytosolic large ribosomal subunit; ribosome
Molecular function (GO): structural constituent of ribosome
Source: RefSeq, a predicted model, not a curated record